Prunus armeniaca (apricot) is the source of this 1626-nucleotide messenger RNA. The record is from the annotation of a GenBank genome assembly. NCBI's taxonomy places the organism in Eukaryota, Viridiplantae, Streptophyta, Magnoliopsida, Rosales, Rosaceae.
AUGAGUAGGGAAGCAAAUGAGAUUAGCUCAGCUCCUAUAACACCAAGACCAGCAACUGUGGCACCAAAGGUUUCAGUGGCACCACAGGCACAAGUGUCUUGUCCUCCUUCUCAGUACAACUCACCAUCUUUGUCCAGAUCACCCCUUCUUGAUGGAGCCUCAGACCAGCAACCUGGAGCUGAAGGUGCAGUUGUGGCUAAGGCCCCCAAGACCCCUUUGGCAAUUAGAACCCCAAGGAUGUCUUUGACCCCAAGGUUCAUCACUCCUUUGGGUAGCCCUGUGAGGAAGGCUCUCAAGAUGACCAGGCUUGACCCUCAGGAUGCUUGGCUUCCCAUCACUGAGUCUAGAAAUGGCAACAAGUACUAUGCUGCUUUUCACACACUCUCUUCUGGGAUUGGUAUCCAGGCUUUGGUGCUUCCUGUGGCUUUCACAGUUCUUGGAUGGGCAUGGGGUAUAAUUCUAUUGACUCUAGGAUUCAUAUGGCAGCUUUACACUCUAUGGCUACUGGUUCAUCUCCAUGAGAAUGUAGAAACUGGGAUGCGUUACAGCAGAUACAUGCAACUGUUUAGUCUCACCUAUGGUGACAAAAUUGCAAAUUGGCUAGGCCUGUUCCCAAUCAUGUAUCUGUCUGGUGGAACCUGUGUGGCUCUGAUAGUCAUUGGUGGAGGAACUUCCAAGCUCUUCUACGAAAUUGUGUGCCCUACAUGCGCUUCCAAGCCAUUAACAACAGUUGAGUGGUACUUGGUUUUUACAUGUGCAGCUGUGGUGCUGUCUCUGCUGCCUAACUUGAACUCCAUAGCUGGUGUCUCAUUGAUUGGUGCUAUCACUGCAAUUGGGUAUUGUACCUUGAUUUGGGUGACCUCUGUAGCAGAAGGGAGGCUUCCUGGUGUUUCUUAUGAUCCUAUUAGAGCUGGCACUCAGAUUGCAAGGGUGUUUGGUGUGCUAAAUGCAAUUGGGAUCAUUGCUUUUGCCUUCAGAGGCCACAAUCUUAUCCUUGAGAUUCAGGCCACCAUGCCUUCCAGUGAGAAACAUCCCUCACAUGUGCCAAUGUGGAGAGGAGUUAAAGUGUCCUACACACUCAUUGCAGUAUGCUUGUUUCCCCUUGCAAUUGGAGGCUACUGGGCCUAUGGUCACUUGAUACCAGCAAAUGGAGGGAUGCUUCAAGCUCUUUACGAAUACCAUUCAAAAGAUGUGUCACAAUCCAUUUUGGGGCUCACAAGCUUGUUUGUGGUGAUAAAUGCAGCGUGCUCAUUCCAAAUCUAUGGCAUGCCAAUGUUUGAUGACGCAGAGUCAAAAUACACCAGCAGAAUGAAGAAGCCAGUGCCAUGGUGGCUGAGGUGCAUUUCUAGGGCCAUGUUUGGCUUUGGGGUCUUCUUUUUUGCCGUGGCAAUUCCAUUUUUGGGAAGUGUGGCUGGUUUGAUUGGAGGCAUAUCACUGCCUGUGACAUUCGCCUACCCUUGCUUCAUGUGGAUCAAGAUUCACAAGCCUAAGAAGUAUAGCCCAAUGUGGUGUCUCAAUUAUUCUCUUGGGGUUUUGGGGAUGAUUCUGAGUGGCUUCAUGAUUGCAGCUGGUGUGUAUGUUGUCAUUGAUACUGGUAUUAAAGUCCAAUUCUUCAAGCCUCACUAA